GUAGAUAUGGUGAAAUUAAUAGAGGAACGGGUAAAAAUAAUGAAAUGGAUGGUAAAACGGAUGAUAAAAUGGGUAGAUAUGGCAAAAUCGGUGAAAUGGAUGAAAUUGAUGAUGAAACGGAUGAAAUUGAUGGUGAAACAGAAGAUGAAAUGGGUAGAUAUGGAAAAAUUGAUGAAAUGAACAAAAUUGAUAGUGAAAUUGAUUGUGCAACAGGUAAAUAUGAUGAAAUGGAUAGUGAAACGGGCAGAUAUGACGAAAUCGAUAGUAAAACAUGUAGAUAUGAUGAAAUAGAUAAUGAAACGGGUAGACAAAAAAUAGAUGAAUUUAGUAAUGGGAGUGGUUACGAUGAAACAGAUGAAUUUAAUAAUGGGAGUAGUUAUGAUGAAAUAGAUGAUAAAAUUG
Messenger RNA from Diversispora eburnea, 402 nucleotides. NCBI's taxonomy places the organism in Eukaryota, Fungi, Glomeromycota, Glomeromycetes, Diversisporales, Diversisporaceae. The record is from the annotation of a GenBank genome assembly.